Dibothriocephalus latus is the source of this 201-nucleotide messenger RNA. The record is from the annotation of a GenBank genome assembly. NCBI's taxonomy places the organism in Eukaryota, Metazoa, Platyhelminthes, Cestoda, Diphyllobothriidea, Diphyllobothriidae.
AUGCCGCUAAUGAUUAUGACAAUGAGGAGGAGGCUACAGAUGCAGGGUGGUGGUGGUGGUCAUGGCGAUGGCUGUGGUCUUCAUUUUGAUAAUGGUUAUGCUGUUGUUGUUGUUGUUGUUGAGGAUGAUGAUGAUGAUGAUGAUGAUGAUGAUGAUGAUGAUGAUGAGGAGGAGGAGGAGGAGGAGGAGGAGGAGGAGUAA